Molecule: messenger RNA, 1533 nt
Organism: Ornithodoros turicata
Lineage: Eukaryota; Metazoa; Arthropoda; Arachnida; Ixodida; Argasidae
Exons: 2
Coding region: 1-1533 (510 amino acids)
Source: RefSeq, a predicted model, not a curated record
AUGCCGUACCACUGUUGCGUUCCCGUUUGCCGACAGCGCGGCUACGUCGACGAACAUGGACAAAAGGUUUCCUUUCACAGAUUUCCGGAGGACAGUCAGGUUCGUAGGCUGUGUAUCGUCGCCAUCAAGAGGGAUCCGGGGAAGCAUUUCCAAAUUACGAAAAACACAAAGGUGUGUUCACUGCACUUUAAGGAGGACGAUUUCCUCAGCAAUGUUGCAAGCGGAAUGAGGAUACUACGGGAUGGUGCGGUUCCAUCCAUCCUUGCUUUCAACAAGCCAAGGAGGGAGCGCAAGGCGCCAAAACCGAGAACAACUAUGGCAAGUCCCGAGUAUCCACUGUGCUCUAUCGAAAACUUUGAAAACACACUGGACGACACACAUGACUCCUCACUAGUCGAAGCUUGUUCAUGUGGCAACGAAGAAGAGCUUCAGAAAGUUAAAGCAGAAUUGACUGAGCGCGACAGAGAGAUCAGAAAGCUUCACCGAGAAGUGGAAGAAGCACGAGCAGAGAUAAAGGAGAAAAACGCCACCAUAUUUAGACUAGAAGCAGAGCUCAGCAGUGCCAAGCAGGAAAGUGCUCAUUUGCAGGACCUAUGUCCUCCUUUCUCUGUCAACAAAUUUACGAGCAGUGCAGACGACAUAAGCUUCUAUACUGGCCUCCCAAGUUAUGCACAUUUUAACGCACUUCACAGUUAUCUGGACCCCGGAAUCGACGGAAGCAACAUGAAGUGGCACGGUUCUAAAGGACAAGCCGGUGAUGUCUCACGGGGCCGCAAGCGAAAACUAAGCACAGAGAAUCAGUUAUUUCUUGUCCUCGUGAAGCUUCGGCUCGGACUCUUCCACAGACACCUAGGACAUUUGUUCAGCAUUUCCAUAGGCACAGUGUCCAGAAUACUGACCACCUGGAUUGAUUUCAUGUAUGUGAAGCUUGGCAAGCUACCGAUCUGGGCACCCAGAAGUGUGAUCGAUGCCACCAUGCCUCCACAGUUCAAAGCUAAAUACCCCUCGACUAGGGUUAUUAUCGACGCCACAGAAAUCCGAUGCGAGGUUCAUAGCUCACUUGCACUACAGUCUGCAACCUAUUCGCACUACAAAUCGACAAAUACCUUCAAGGGACUUGUUGGAAUUGCACCUGAUGGACGGCUCACGUUUGUCUCAGAAAUGUUUACAGGCUGUGUGCCAGACAGAGAGAUAGUCGUCAAAAGUGGGUUUCUGGACCUAGAGUUUGCCGCAGGUGACUCUGUGAUGGCAGAUAAAGGUUUUAAAAUAGCAGACCUGCUAGAGAAGAGAGGCGUAGGCUUAAAUAUCCCGCCCUUCCUUAGAAGUCGACAGUUCAGUGCACAGGAGACAUUGGAAACUCAGGAAAUUGCAGCUUUGCGGAUACACGUGGAAAGACGGAUACAGAGAAUCAAGACAAACCACAUAUUUGACAGAUGCCUACCAAUAUCUCUAGGACCCAUCGCAAACCAGAUAUGGACAGUUUGUGCCAUUUUGUCUAACCUCCAAAGCCCACUGAUCAAGGACAUUGAAUAG